Tauraco erythrolophus (red-crested turaco) is the source of this 616-nucleotide messenger RNA. Lineage: Eukaryota; Metazoa; Chordata; Aves; Musophagiformes; Musophagidae. The record is from RefSeq and is a predicted model, not a curated record.
UAAUUAUCAUUUUGUGUUCUAUCAGGUGGAAAUCCUUGACUGGAAGACAAAGAAACAGCUAUGCUUCCUAGAUAAGGUGGAACCAAAUGCCACAAUUAAGGAGAUCAGAUUGAUGUUCCAUAAAUUAUAUCCUCGGUGGUAUCCAGCAAGGCAGUCGAUAAAACUUGAUCCAAAAGGAAAGUCCCUGAGGGAUGAGGAAAUCCUGCAGCACCUCCCUGUUGGCACAACCGCUACCUUAUACUUUAAAGAUUUAGGGCCACAGAUAGGAUGGACUACGGUAUUUUUGAUAGAAUAUACAGGUCCAUUGUUCAUCUAUUUUCUGUUUUAUUUCCGCAUGCCUUUUGUCUAUGGACUGGAUGAGAGGUUUACAUCAAGCCCACAUCCAGUAGUUAACUUGGCAUGUAUCUGCCAUUCUUUCCACUACAUCAAAAGGUUGAUUGAAACAGUAUUUGUUCAUCGGUUCUCCCAUGGGACUAUGCCACUGAGGAAUAUUGUGAAGAACUGCUUAUAUUACUGGGGAUUUGCAGCUUGGCUUGCUUAUUACAUCAAUCAUCCUCUUUACACUCCUCCUUCUUAUGGGAAAAAACAGAUAAAUUUUGCUGUGAUCAUGUUUCUG